UUUUAUUCGUUCAGAGGACCCAAGAGCGAACCGGAAAAGGAAGACUCCCCAUUACGUUUUGGUCACAUGACCGACACGUAUCUUGACGUGGAACAGAGCAUGUAACCAGGAAGAGGUAGUUUUGUGCUCAACAUGUUGGCUGGAGAUGAAGAUGUCUCUCUGUUCGAUGCAGAAGAAGAUGCUGGGAGAAAGUCGAAGAUGGGUGUUAAGCAUCCGGUGGCAUCCUUCUUCCACCUCUUCUUCAGAGUCAGCGCCGCUCUCGUCUACCUGCUCUGUGACCUUCUGAGCGGUAGUUUCAUCGCCUCCAUGGUCACAAUAAUCCUUCUGCUCUCCUGUGACUUCUGGACAGUCAAGAAUGUCACUGGGAGGCUGAUGGUUGGGCUGCGGUGGUGGAACCAGGUGGACGAUGAUGGGCGAAGCCGCUGGGUGUUUGAGUCCAGGAAGAGUACUUCGAAGAAGCAAGGAUCUGAUUCAGAAUCUCGAAUCUUCUGGCUCGGACUGAUAGUCUGUCCUUUCCUCUGGGUCAUCUUUUCCUUUAGCGUUCUGUUUUCAUUCAAGAUUAAAUGGAUGCCUUUGGUGAUCAUGGGUCUGGUGCUGCAAGGGGCCAACCUGUACGGAUACGUCAAAUGUAAAGUGGGAGCAAAGACCAGCUUAAGGAACAUGGCCACUAAUUAUUUUGGCAGACAGUUUCUCAAACAGACUCUGUCUAAAGAAGAGGAGUCGUAGAGAGCAGCGCCACACAUCUACAUGAUACCAAGUGGACACAGUUCAACCUCCUCAACAUAACAGCUUUUGUUUUUCCUAUCUUGUGUUUAAUUUAAAGUUUUUUCUUUUCACUUUCUUUGUAAAGGUAGAGGUUUGGCUGCUUUUUUUCAGUAACUGAAACUGAUUAAUAAAUCUGUACUCAUACAGGCAUGAAUCAUUCAAAUGACUAGUUUGUGCUGGAGCCUCAUGAAUCUAUCUUCAGUUUGUUUUCAUUUCCUAGAACUAGUUUAUGUAAUUGUAAAAUGUUAAUCAGAGCGUUUGUAUGAAUACAUUUAGCAUCCAUAACAGUGUAUUCAGAUUUGUAAAUAUGUAUACAAACUAUGACCUCUAUAACUUCUUGUCUGCAAAUACAUUUGUAAUUUUUGCGAA
Molecule: messenger RNA, 1134 nt
Organism: Nothobranchius furzeri (turquoise killifish)
Lineage: Eukaryota; Metazoa; Chordata; Actinopteri; Cyprinodontiformes; Nothobranchiidae
Gene: tvp23b
Product: trans-golgi network vesicle protein 23 homolog B (S. cerevisiae)
Biological process (GO): vesicle-mediated transport; protein secretion
Cellular component (GO): Golgi membrane
Source: RefSeq, a predicted model, not a curated record